CGGAAUGCUCAAAUGACUGUGACUCCAGAAGAUGCGCUUUAUGGAUGGAAAUUUUCCAGAGAAACCAUUUCUCUUUAUCUGAAGGAUAUCCCGGCCCCUCAGGUGAAUUGGAUUACAUGUCAAAACACCCAGAGAUAUUCAGAGCACUGAAGGAACAGCAAGUCUGGGAUGCCAGUUAGGAAGCCAAUUUUGUGCACCUUACGUGCAAGCUGCCCUUUCAACAUCCAGGCGGAGAUGUAAGCCUGCCGGUUGCAUAUACAAGUCUGGCAUGGAAGGACAAAGUCAGGACUGAGAUAGAAAACCCAGGGUCAGCACACAGAUGAUUUUUAGCACCAUGAUGGUUCACCUAUGGAGUGAGUUCCAGAAGAGAAGAGACCUAAGGCUUGAGAUCCAGGAAACUCCGAUGUAUAGACUCAGAAGGGGUGAGGAGGAACGAGCAAAGGAGUAUGAGAAGAGCAGCCAUUGAGCCGAAGGAGAGAGCGGGGUCCAAUCAGCAGGGUGAAGUGUUUCUGGGAAGACGGUGUCAUUAACUGUGUCAAAUGCUGCAGACAAGUAGGAUGACAUCAAGUAAGAUGUGGAGGUCAUCGUUGGCAUCGGAGUCACAACCUUGGGACGCAUCAUCUAUAGAUAAUUAUUUGACAUGGAUGUUCUGGAAAGAUACAACAAGAUUCUUUUUGAAUAUCUUUUAAGAAGACAAGACAUACAUAUACAGAACAAAAUAUCGGAAUCGGAUUUAAAUUGAAGGUCAAGACAACAGCAAGCGAACAGAGACCCCAGUUUCCAAAGAAGAAGCUUUGCUCCUGAUGAACAAGAACAUAGAUGUUUUGGAGAACGCAGUUCAACUGGCAGCCAGGCAGGGUGCACAUAUCAUUGUUACCCCAGAAGAUGGAAUUUAUGGCUGGGUUUUCACAAGAGAGACCAUUUACCCCUAUCUGGAAGAUAUCCCAGACCCAGAGGUGAACUGGAUUCCAUGUACAGAUCCCCAGAGGUUUGGCUACACCCCAGUGCAACAAAGGCUCAGCUGCCUGGCCAAGGACAACUCCAUCUACGUUGUGGCAAAUAUUGGGGACAAGAAGCCAUGCAAUGCCAGUGACCCUCAGUGUCCCCCCGAUGGCCGUUACCAGUACAACACUGAUGUGGUGUUUGAUUCUGAGGGUAGGCUGGUGGCACGCUACCAUAAGUACAAUCUUUUUGCGCCUGAAAUUCAAUUUGAUUUCCCCAAGGAUUCAGAAUCUGUGACUUUUGAGACUCCUUUUGGGAAGUUUGGCAUUUUCACUUGCUUUGACAUUUUUUCUCACACCCCAGCUGUGGUGGUGGUGGAUGAGUUUCAAGUGGACAGUGUUCUCUACCCGGUGGCGUGGUACAACACGCUGCCCCUUCUGUCGGCUGUUCCCUUCCACUCUGCAUGGGCCAGAGCCAUGAGAGUCAACUUGCUUGCUGCGAAUACCCACAACACCAGCAUGCACAUGACAGGGAGUGGAAUCUAUGCACCGGAAGCAGUCAAAGUGUAUCACUAUGACAUGGAAACAGAGAGUGGCCAGCUGAUGCUGUCCGAACUGAAGUCCCGGCCGCGAAGUGAACCCACCUAUCCUGCAGCUGUUGACUGGAGUGCUUACGCCAGAAGUGUCAAGCCAUUCUUGUCUGAACAGUCAAAUUUUCCGGGGAUGAUUUAUUUUGAUGAGCUCACCUUCAUUGAGCUUAAGAGAAACACAGGAAAUUACACCGUUUGCCAGAAAGACCUGUGCUGUCACUUAACUUACAAGAUGUCGGAGAAACGAACAGAUGAGGUUUACGCACUAGGUGCUUUUGAUGGACUGCACACAGUAGAAGGUCAAUAUUACCUACAGAUAUGCACAUUACUGAAGUGUCAAAUCAGUGACCUGAGAACUUGUGGGGAGCCCGUGGGGUCAGCUUUCACCAAGUUGGAAGAAUUCUCCCUCAGCGGCACAUUUGCAACACGUUAUGUUUUCCCACAGAUCAUUCUCAGUGGAAGUCAGCUUGCUCCUGAAAGGCAUUAUGAGGUCUUGAGAGACGGACGUCUGAGGAGCCGAAGCAGAACCCCUCUGCCUGUCUUAGUUUUGGCCCUGUACGGAAGAGUGUUUGACAAAGACCCUCCGCGCUUGGGGCAAGGACCCCGGAGAUUUGAAUGAUCCCUUUCCACUGGCACACUUUCAGGAUUACCCUGGCAAAGAAAGGGAGAGGGGGAAAAAAAAAAAAAAGCUGCAUGUCUGUGUAGAAGAGAUGUCGCAAAUUGGCCGGAACAACAAACUUAAAACGUGAAAAGCAGUGGAUGGGUUUUAUAUGUUUUCCAUUUUCCGCAUUUGAUAUAAUAGCACCAACUCAUUUAUGGGAGCUGCAUGUGGGAACCGUGUAGGUGCGAUGUAAGUAUAUGUGAGUAUAUGUGUGUGUAGCAGAACAUGCAGUUAAAUGGAGGGGGACUUAGAAAACUCCUUUUGUGUUAACUACUCUGAUAUAUGUGAAUGUUUGUCUAUCAUUUGUAAAUACACAGGGGGCACCUUAAGUAUGCAGAGGGCUUUUGAUCCUCUUUGAUUACGAUAUAGGAAGUAAAAAAAACAAGGGCAUCUCCUAAAGUAAUUAUGAGCAACUUUUCAAAACUUUUUGAGUAACUUGUUAACUGAUUAAAAUUCUUCUAUUAUACAAAAAUAAAUAAAUGUUAAAAAAAAUUU
Messenger RNA from Felis catus (domestic cat), 2687 nucleotides. Its product is annotated as vascular non-inflammatory molecule 3. The coding region runs from base 804 to 2150 and encodes 448 amino acids. The transcript has 10 exons. NCBI's taxonomy places the organism in Eukaryota, Metazoa, Chordata, Mammalia, Carnivora, Felidae. The record is from RefSeq and is a predicted model, not a curated record. Gene Ontology annotation, molecular function: hydrolase activity, acting on carbon-nitrogen (but not peptide) bonds, in linear amides.